This is a messenger RNA of Notothenia coriiceps (black rockcod), 3358 nucleotides long. RefSeq names its product paired related homeobox 1b (gene prrx1b). Gene Ontology annotation, cellular component: nucleus. Gene Ontology annotation, molecular function: DNA-binding transcription factor activity, RNA polymerase II-specific; RNA polymerase II cis-regulatory region sequence-specific DNA binding. The record is from RefSeq and is a predicted model, not a curated record. NCBI's taxonomy places the organism in Eukaryota, Metazoa, Chordata, Actinopteri, Perciformes, Nototheniidae. The transcript has 6 exons. Gene Ontology annotation, biological process: regulation of transcription by RNA polymerase II. Bases 500 to 1480 code for a protein of 326 amino acids.
AAUGGUUUGGAGGUGCGGCGGUAUCGUCCUGCCUCCUCGCGCCUAGCUGCCGCUGAGCAAGCUUUGCGCACACACGGAGCUCGCGCAUCUGGUCGUCAUCAGCAGCAGCAGCAGCAGCCCUUCCUGCUCAGAUGUGACUCAACCCGAGUGGGAACACAGCUUCUUCUGCUAAUCAGAGGACUUCUGGGAAAAAAGAGAUAGUUUCUCCUGCAGCAGGACACGCUGAUGUUUCUCUUGUUUUGCAGUUGACGCGCGCGGCUGGAUGGAUUGUCUGUAAAGGGUUUGAUCGGGAGGAACAUCAGGCGAGGAGAAAACUUUGCUGAAGUUUGUUGGAGCCCUACGCGGCUGAUCUGGAUGUGAGCAGACCUGAGAUCUGCUCGGAACAAACCGAGUCUCUCUGUGUGUUUCUGGAGAAUCUGCUCGGACGCUCUGCAUGCAAGGAUCUUCUUCUCUUUCUUUUUAAUAUCGCUGCGUUUUUUCGCUGUUCCCCUCUUGCGUCAUGACUUCUAGCUAUGCACAUGCAAUGGACAGGCAAGGCUCGCUAUCAAACCGGCUGGAGAGUCCGAUCACCUCUAACCUGGACAACCUUCAAGCCAAAAAGAACUUCUCGGUCAGCCACCUGCUGGAUCUGGAGGAGGCCGGGGAAAUGGUCGGCACCCAGGCUGACGAGAGCGUCGGGGAGGCGGGGAGGAGUAUGCUGGAGUCCCCGGGGAUGACCAGCGGGAGCGACACGACCCAGCAGGAGAAUGAGCAGAUGAACACGGAGGAGAAGAAGAAGAGGAAGCAGCGCAGGAACAGGACCACCUUCAACAGCAGCCAGCUGCAGGCUCUGGAGCGAGUGUUUGAGAGGACACACUACCCCGACGCCUUCGUGAGGGAGGACCUCGCCCGCCGGGUCAACCUCACAGAGGCCCGAGUCCAGGUUUGGUUCCAGAACAGGAGAGCUAAGUUUCGCAGGAACGAGCGCGCCAUGCUGGCCAGCAAAAACGCCUCGCUCCUCAAGUCCUACUCCGGAGACGUGACGGCGGUGGAGCAGCCGAUCGUCCCGCGUCCGGCACCCCGCCCCAACGACUACCUGUCCUGGGGGAGCGCCGCCCCCUACAGUCCCAUCACUCCCCUCUGUCAGCAUGAGCAGGGCGGGCCCAGAUCCUGUGACCCUCCUGACGAGCUGGUAUCCGAUGCCGGAGGGGGGGCCAGUGCGAGUGCCACAGAAAAUGCUGCCCUCAGAGAACAACGCCAUGGCCACCUACCCGCCCACCUGCUCCAACACCAACACGUCCCAGGGCAUGAACAUGGCCAACAGCAUCGCCAACCUGCGGCUCAAAGCCAAGGAGUACAGCUUGAAUCAAGUGCCCACGGUCAACUAAGAGGAGAGGCCGGGGGCUGGUGCAGGAGAGGGGGGGGGCCUCUCUGCCGCUGGACCCCUGCAGACGGGCACCGUCUCUGGGUCGAGCAUCAUCUUACGUACCCUGGAUCCUGAAGCCUCCUCUCCUCCUGGGGCAGCGAUACUACACCUAUAUGCAAAUUGUCGGACCCCGAGUGAUGUCCGGAUUUUCCCUAAGCCGCCUUUUUUUAUCCUCCUGGGCAUCGCUGAACUCUCGUUUGUACAAAGAGACACAUAGACUGGAAGCUGUAGCCAAAUAUCUGCCUAGUUUUACCUUUGUGAUUGUGACUGAAAUGGAAGGAGAGUUUUUCAACGUUUUCUUUUUCAAUCGAAGAACUUGUUCUCGACGGAGACUCGUGUUUGGACUACGUGGAAUUCCCUUUGUCCCGUUGGCUGUGGUUUGGAUAAAUGACACAUCAAAUUUGGGAUCAACAACCCUUUUUUCCCCCCACUUUUAAAAUCAACAAUACACCGACAAGGACUUCCUCUGACAUUUAUGCAAUUAAAAAAAAAAAAGUUUUGUUUUUCCACAUUUUCUCUGCCAUGCUAUACCACUGACGAGCAAACAUUUUCAACGCAUUUUGAUUUUCGUGUAAUGGUCCAAUAUAAAGGAGAGGCUAAUGUAUUUCUGAAUCCAAAACCUUCUCUAAAUUUCCUAUGAUAACCUUUAUUUGUAACAGAAUAAAAACUUGUAUAUUAAUAAAAAAUGCAUCACAAGCAAUGCAAUGGCACAGUGUCCAAUUCAACAGUUCAACACAUUUUCCACUUUCUGGAGAAAGAAUAACAUAUAAUUGUAUGACAGUUGAAUCCAUUUUGAAAGCACAAUGAUGUUGGACCUCAUGAGUUCCAUAAAAGGAAGAUUUACAACUCGAGAACAGAUUCUCUUCACAGAAACCUCAAGCGGCUCCUGCUUUGUGUUUUCUCUUUUUUUUCCUGAUUACCAGAACCUGACAUUUCCAUCUUAAAAACAGGAUAUUUAUGUGCAGGGAAAUCCUCUCUUUAAUGUGGAGGGCCCCUGGGCCUCGUCUGACUCUGCGGCUGUCACACAAAGUGUUUCUUCUCCUUGGCCCCUCAUAACCUCCGCCUGCAACAAACACAUGUCCACACUCGUCCUCCUACGACUCACACAGGACCAAAGAGUGGGGACGAUUGAAACCGCAGUUGAUGUGGGAGAGUUUCGAUUUUUCAGGAAAAAGUGAUCAAAAGGGACACAAGCAUAUUGUCUGUGGAAAUACAUACAAUACUGAAACGACUGCAGGGUUUUUUUUAAUUUGUCAUUGAGUUGAGAGUUAUUUUAGCUUUGCUGAUGUCAAAUCUUUAAACAUCAUGAACUUUUGCGUACAACAUAUUCUAAAUUCCUAUAGUUUUAUGUUAAAUUCAGCAUACAAGUUACAUUUCAGGCAACUUUAAUCCUCCAAAAAUAUUUGGAUUCACUAUUAUUGGUAUUGUCUCGUGCUAUUUCCUUUGGCAUCCAUCAUCAACUUUUCAGCUUUCUGUUUCAUUUUAUUUUUCAAGUACUUGGUACAGCUUCGAAAUUCUGACACUUUACUGAAGUAUUUCAAUAUUUCAAAACAUUUAUUGACAUUUUUAUUUUUAUAGAUUCAGAUUUAACAGCCAACAUGUGGCGAGCUCACGAAAUAAGCGAGUUGUCCAGCAAAAAACCUUUUGAAAACUCUUAGAAAAAGCCUUUUUUGUUAGUCUUUGCAGCAUGCUACCCUAGAGGGAAUGAGCUCUGAGGAUUUCUUCCACUUUGGCAUGUAAUCCAUCAUCUGAUUUUAAGCAGGAGAAUCCCUGUGAAAGCAUGAUGAUUUGGGGAGUUUUUCAUCAUUUCAUUAUCUCCAAUGUGGGAGGUUUUACAACUAAGAAUUUAUUUUGGAUCAACCUAUAAUUGCGUAUAUCUUUGAUUGCAGUUUGAUUAAGUAAACGAUGUAAUGGCCAUUUGUUGAGUUGUGUGGUUAGUCGUAAUAAAGAGCU